AUGGAAUGGGCGCGGGAGACCAAAAUUCUAAAAUUAGUAUUAGCUGGUAGGAUGGGUGAGGCAAUUGAAAAGACAAGUCGUUUAUAUCCAGGUUUAUUAGAAAACAACCAAAAUCUAUUAUUUAUGCUCAAAUGUCGUCAGUUUGUGGAGAUGGUAAACGGAUCAGAUAUAGAAAUAUGCUAUAGAAAAAGUAUAGGUGGUUAUUCACCUAAUUUUAAUACCUCGUCUAGACCUAAUAGUCCAGUUCAAACCUCCGUAAUACAGUCUACAAAAAGUUUUAACAAUAAGGGAAAGCAGACAGUAGAAGAAAUGAAUCAACAAAAUGUAGCACAUAAUGGUACUAACUGUACAAAUCAAACAUCUAUUAUUAACACAGAAGACAGUGAUGUAGAAAUGUCAGAAGUUCAAAAUGGUCACAGUGAUGUAUGCAUAAACGGUAAAAACGGUUCGACAAAUUGUUAUCAAAAUGGCAACAGUCAUGGUGAUAAUAUUCCACAGGAAUUAAUUUGCUGUGAUAAUGAGGAUGAAGACAUGGAUGUUGAUUUUCCCUGUCGUAAAUCUUGUUCAAAACCAGCAGUUGAAAGAAUUCUUGAAUUUGGUCGGGAAUUAUACAGUAUGAGUCAGAGGCUUAAUCUUGACAAAAAUUCUAGUGAAUUGAAUCAAAAAAUGCUUGAGGAUGCGUUUAGUUUACUAGCGUAUUCAAAUCCAUGGGCUAGUCCUGUAGGAUGGCAGCUAGAACCUUCACAAAGGGAAUCAGUUUGUGCAUCUUUAAAUUCAGCAAUUUUAGAAAUGCGAAAAGAAAAUCAUGAAUGCCAUGAGGAAAUGAAGGAGAUGAAGCUAGAAAAUGAAAGAAUGAAGAUGGAAAUAGAAGGAUUGAAGAAGAGAGUAGACCAGUUAGAAACCAUAGAAAAAACAGUAGAAAGAUUAGAAAAGGAUUGA
Molecule: messenger RNA, 939 nt
Organism: Anoplophora glabripennis (Asian longhorned beetle)
Lineage: Eukaryota; Metazoa; Arthropoda; Insecta; Coleoptera; Cerambycidae
Product: ran-binding protein 9
Exons: 5
Coding region: 1-939 (312 amino acids)
Biological process (GO): cytoskeleton organization; cell surface receptor signaling pathway
Cellular component (GO): cytoplasm
Source: RefSeq, a predicted model, not a curated record